This is a messenger RNA of Diatraea saccharalis (sugarcane borer), 1347 nucleotides long. The record is from the annotation of a GenBank genome assembly. Lineage: Eukaryota; Metazoa; Arthropoda; Insecta; Lepidoptera; Crambidae.
AGUAGCAACCCGGGGUCGACGCUGACACAUUGACUCUGGUACCUCUAAAGUUUACGACGAACAACAUCACGAUGCGUUGCUGCGUGGCGGCGCUUUGGUUGUCGGCGCUGACGACAUUAGCGGCCGCUGCCGGGGACCUCGCCCCCGCCCCCGCCCAGAAUGACAACGAAAUAGAAUUAACAGAAGAAGAAAAACGAGCAUGGCAAAGCUUACACGGCGGCUGGGGCAAGAGGGGAUGGCAGGACAUGGGCUCGGUGUGGGGCAAGCGCGCCUGGCAGGAUCUCAACUCCGCCUGGGGCAAGCGCGCCUGGCAAGACCUCAACUCUGCUUGGGGCAAGCGAGCGUGGCAAGAUCUAAAUUCAGCAUGGGGCAAAAGAGGGUGGCAAGAUCUUAACUCAGCGUGGGGCAAACGCGCAUGGAAUGACAUGUAUCAAUCCCCAUGGGGCAAGCGUGGUUGGCAAGACUUGAACUCAGCAUGGGGCAAGCGCGGCUGGCAAGAUAUGAGCUCUGCCUGGGGUAAACGGGGCUGGCAAGACAUGAGCUCAGCUUGGGGCAAGCGAGGCUGGCAAGACAUGAGCUCGGCAUGGGGCAAAAGAGCACCUGAAAAAUGGGCAAACUUUCACGGAUCUUGGGGAAAGAGAUCAGGACCUGAGAUUGAUUACGAGGACUUGGAAAAUGUUAUCGAACAAUUAGUACCUGCACAACAGAUAGAAGAAGCCGAAAGGACGGUGUUGGAACAACCAGAGAAAAAAGCCUGGUCCGCCCUGCACGGGGCGUGGGGCAAGCGGCCCACCAAGCCACACAACAACAAUGAGGGCAGCGCGCCGACUGACGAGGCCUAGACGACCGGCACAUUUGUAAUAUAUUACUAGCAACAGUCAUAUCUAUAGAUACAACAUACUAUAUGUCCGCUUCGAUUUAUAUUUAAAGACUCAUGUUAAGAAUAAAAUUUCCAUGUUAAAUGUUAAAUAACAAUUCAUUUGGUAUAACCGUUACUCGUUCCCACUCAUUUCCGGUGGCAACCAUUAACGAUUAGACGGUUUAGUUUAUGUUAUUAAUGUUCCGUAUUAUAUUAAUAAAGUUUUUAAAAUUGCGUACAAAUGUAGCUCUACCUACGUCAUCUUCUAGAGGUAAUGUUAAAUCUGUAGUGUAUAAGCCAUGUAUACAAAUAUUUGUAACUGUGUUGAAUAUACUUUAGACUCUGAGCCGGUGUGACCACGUUACAUGCUAGUUAGGUACUAAUGAUAUUAAAAUUAAUUAAUUGUAUUUUAUUAGAGAGUUGAUGUGUAAAUUGUGACGAUACUUCUAAUGGAGUUAACUUUUGUCCAAUAAAAGUUUAUUCGGAGC